Entrophospora sp. SA101 is the source of this 202-nucleotide messenger RNA. The record is from the annotation of a GenBank genome assembly. Lineage: Eukaryota; Fungi; Glomeromycota; Glomeromycetes; Entrophosporales; Entrophosporaceae.
AUUUAAAUAUGAUAAGGCAAGCAAAAGAGGGCCUGAUGACUCUCCCAAAUUGCCAAUUGUAUCUGCCGAAGCAGGCUUGCUCUGGAGUCAAUGUACUGAGUUUGAAAGGGAUAAUUAUCAAUCUGUGCCAAAAAAGUUCAUAAAAUCGUGUAUCUGGGUUACUCCCAUAAACCAAAUAGGCAGUAUUGGCAUUUGGCGAUGA